CCGGUGGCCGAUUACUUUGCCCGAUCACUCUAGUUAAUUCUUUGGCUAAUUUUACUUUUUUUAAACAAAGUCCAUUAUUACGGGAAUAUAACUCCGGAAGGGUCAAAGGAAUUAAGCAUCUCACCUGCAUGGAACAACAGCCAUGAGUCCUGUAAGCAGAAAAUGGAGUCCUCCAGACUUGAGAGUGACCUUGGUGCUACAGUUCAUGGCUCUGUGUCUGGCUCUUGUGUCUACCGUGUUUUUGGUUGUGGCCACUUGGACAGACUGCUGGAUGGUGAAUGCAGACGACAGCUUAGAGGUCAGUCAAAAAUGCAGAGGACUGUGGUGGGAAUGUGUGACCAAUACUCAGGAUGGCAUCAAAACAUGUGACCAGUAUGACUCAAUAUUGGCAGAACAUCCAUUGAAGAUAGUCAUCACGCGAGCCCUUAUGAUCACAGCUGACAUUCUGGCCAGUUUUGCACUCAUUAUAUUGGUGCUUGGAAUGGAUACUGUGAAGUUCCUGAGAGAAGAACCUCAUAUUAAGCUGCGUAUGUGUUAUAUGGCUGGAUUUAUAUUUGGAAUUGGAGGUAUCCCAGGAAUGAUUGGCUCGGUCUGGUACGCAGUGGAUGUCUAUGUGGAGAGAGCCACCCUGGUCUUACAAAACGUCUUCUUGGGAAUUCACUAUGAAUUUGGAUGGUCUUGUUGGUUGGGAAUGGCUGGAUCCACUGGCUGCUUUCUGGCAUCAAUAGUCCUCACAUGCUGCCUUUACAUAUUCAGAGGCAUUGGAUCAUCCUCUAGGAACCUUGGAUCUGUGUACAAAUAUGGAAGAACUGCCACUGGCAAGAUGUAUGCCAUGGACUCUAGAGUGUGACAGAACAUUACGUCCAUAGUUCCAGCUGUAUACAUGUGGACUGUGUUAAUAGCUCAUUGCUUUUCUGUAUAGUUGUCUUUUAUAGAGACUCGUUAUAAGGAAAGCUCAUUGUAUCCUGUAUUAUGGAGACAUCUUGAAAACUUUGUUUUGCACACUUCAAAUUAAAUCACAGAUGAUAUUUCAAUGUGCAUAGGGUUCUCAAUAGAAUUACAGUGGACGGGUUAUAAAAUCUUGUCUAGGUGGUACAGAAAUGCUUUCUUGUCUAAGUCUUGGUGGGAUGGAAAAUGGGGGACCUCGUUUCUCAACAAAUUCUGGUCCUUAUCAAAUUUCCAACACAAAAUGUGAGCAUUUUCUUCCAGAAUGAUGGGCAUUGAACUUCCUUGGGAUCCGGGAAUCUUCCUCCAGCGAAUCAUAGAUCUUUUCUUGAGAGAUACUGCCUUAUCUAAGGUCCAUGAGACUGGCUGGGUGUCCCUUCAUGUUUCUCAUUCAUGGAAACAGCGACAAUACAUGUUAUACUUAAGUGUGCUGGAUCCAACUGGUUUCCUUUGGAUAAGGAGCACCAGAUAUGGAUAAUACAUAGACAUAAGAAGCCUCAUCAGGCCUAUGUAACUAGACGGACCCACCAGAGGGCAAUAGUACUACAAAGGGGGCACAUAAGGCAAUACUACUACAAAGGGCACACAGAGGGCAAUACUACUACAAAGGGGGCA
This is a messenger RNA of Bufo gargarizans (Asiatic toad), 1560 nucleotides long. Its product is annotated as claudin-16-like. Gene Ontology annotation, molecular function: structural molecule activity. Bases 143 to 850 code for a protein of 235 amino acids. NCBI's taxonomy places the organism in Eukaryota, Metazoa, Chordata, Amphibia, Anura, Bufonidae. The transcript has 6 exons. Gene Ontology annotation, cellular component: plasma membrane; bicellular tight junction. Gene Ontology annotation, biological process: cell adhesion; bicellular tight junction assembly. The record is from RefSeq and is a predicted model, not a curated record.